UAUUUAAGCAAAAAUAAUAUGGGAUUGAAGGCAUUUUUACUAAUUGUUUUGGCUAUUUUUCUUGUGAUAACAUCAGAGGUUGCAGCUAGGAAGUUGGUUAAGAGAUCCAUCACUUCCUUGGAAAAAGAGGUUGCAGCUAGGAAGUUGGCUCAGAGCUCCAUCACUUCCCUAGAAAAGGAACAAACAAAUGAAGAAAACAAUAAUGCCAAAUUUCUAGGAGUAGCGCUUCCACCAAUAGGAGGAGUACUUUCAGAAAUUGGAGCACCUAUUGGAUUCGAAAGACUUUCAGGAAGUGGAGAACUUAUCGAAAUUGGAGCACCUAUUGAAUCAGAAGGACUUUUAGGAAGUGAAGAACUUAUCGAAAUUGGAGCACCUAUUAAAUUUGGAGGACUUCCAUGAAUUAAAGGAGCAGGACAUCUAGGUAUAAAUCUGAAUUAGUCGAACAGAUAUUGAAGCCCAAAUAGAAAGAUAAAAAAAAUAAUAUGAAUAAAUAUAUCAUAAAUCUCCAUUCAUUUAUUAUGGAUGGAUGGAUGGGUAUCAGGUCUCUUUUUAUAAUAAAUAAUCUCAUAGGGAUUAGGGAUCAUUUGAUAGGAUGUAUACGAAUAACGUUGAAUAGGGCAAUGCUUGCAUUAGUAAUGUUGGUAUAGUUAUGUAACAAUUAUUUCUUGUGCAUUGUUUAAUUUGAUGUAUUAAAAAUAGUAUACACU
Messenger RNA from Solanum stenotomum, 707 nucleotides. RefSeq lists its product as uncharacterized. The transcript is spliced from 4 exons. The coding region runs from base 19 to 399 and encodes 126 amino acids. The record is from RefSeq and is a predicted model, not a curated record. NCBI's taxonomy places the organism in Eukaryota, Viridiplantae, Streptophyta, Magnoliopsida, Solanales, Solanaceae.